ACCUUAAAACCUUAACUAAGGCAUGGAUAUAUUUGUUUAGAUUUUAGGGUUUCUUCCCUUGUGGAACCAUUUGUAGCUGCCGCAGUUUCUCCUCGCCCCCAUCACACCGAACCUCUCCCUUCAACGAAAAUGGUUGCCGCCAAGAAGACCAAGAAGACUCAUGAGAGCAUUAACAACAGGUUGGCUCUCGUUAUGAAGAGUGGAAAAUACACUUUAGGUUAUAAAACUGUCCUCAAAUCUCUUAGAAGCUCCAAAGGUAAGUUGAUUAUUAUUGCCAACAACUGCCCUCCUCUUAGGAAGUCGGAGAUCGAGUAUUAUGCCAUGUUGUGCAAGGUUGGAGUUCACCACUACAAUGGAAACAAUGUAGACUUGGGCACCGCUUGCGGAAAAUAUUUCAGAGUGUGCUGCCUUAGCAUUGUUGAUCCUGGUGACUCUGAUAUCAUAAAGAGUAUGCCCGGCGAUAACUAAGCUAUCGGGGGAAACUUAUCUUCCCAGGUUUUGUUCUGAUAGUUUCUAUUUUUGGGUAUCUGGAAAUCGUUGAUGUCGAAGAACUUAUUCUGAAAUUCAGAACUUUCUUUGUAGUGUUUUAUCUGGGACAGUGAUGUCAUAAGCCCGUGUAUUAGUUUUUUUUAGUGGAGUUCGUUUAAAAUAGUC
This is a messenger RNA of Hibiscus syriacus, 654 nucleotides long. Its product is annotated as 60S ribosomal protein L30. The transcript is spliced from 5 exons. NCBI's taxonomy places the organism in Eukaryota, Viridiplantae, Streptophyta, Magnoliopsida, Malvales, Malvaceae. The record is from RefSeq and is a predicted model, not a curated record. Gene Ontology annotation, molecular function: RNA binding; structural constituent of ribosome. Bases 130 to 468 code for a protein of 112 amino acids. Gene Ontology annotation, cellular component: cytosolic large ribosomal subunit.